Pyrenophora tritici-repentis Pt-1C-BFP is the source of this 1514-nucleotide messenger RNA. NCBI's taxonomy places the organism in Eukaryota, Fungi, Ascomycota, Dothideomycetes, Pleosporales, Pleosporaceae. The record is from RefSeq and is a predicted model, not a curated record.
AGACUCGAUUACAAUGGCACAUACUACACUCCGUCCAUUGCUGUUCGCUUUUCUUAUCCAAGAUGCUGUCGCCGCUACAAUCACGUCAAUGGCCACGACAACGCCUGCGCCAGUCGUAAAGAGGGCAGUCACCACGAUUGGUUACGUCUCAGUCGGAGAACUGGCUGGGACUACACAGUGGGAUACCAGACUCCGCAACAAUCAAUCGAUUGACAUGAUUGAUUCCUAUAUAGGUUAAAGAAUUACUUCAUUAGGCAGCCUUUAACCUAGAUAGGAAUCAAUCAUGCCGAUCCGAUUGAUUGUUGCGGAGUCUGGGGGAUACCAUUACUGCAAACGACCAAAAUCAGGUCAUCGCAACCUCCGGUGAUCUAUACAAGAUCUGCAAUCCCACAGCGGUCUGCGAGUUCUUCUCUUGUUCGAACGAUUACGCAGUCUUUGCUACUACUUCGAUUUACUGUGGUGGCGCGAGUAGCACAUGUAGUUACUGGGAACUUGCAACAGACAUCAAUGAUCAGCGUCCACUGACCAACUACUGGUGUGAUGACAAGACAGAGACUGGUGGUGUCAUUUAUAUGACAACACCUGAAGAUGAUAUGCUCAUGAAUUCCCAUACAGUAGAUUGAGAUCCAUGCUAACAGUACGAUUCAAAGGCACAUCUACACGCGCAAGUACCAGAGUAUCAACCAACAAUGCCGCAUCAGUAUCCUUUACCCGCAUCACUAGCGCAUCCGGCUCUACAGAAACCUCAAUUGACCCCGUCGACGUCCUACCCCCCUCGGCAGGCAUCAAGACCAACAACAACAACAAGAAAAAGAGUACACCAGUCGGCGCUAUUGCAGGCGGAGUGGUCGGCGGCAUCGUUCUGCUCGGCGCCAUCAUAUUCGCGAUCGUUUUCCUCCUCAGGCGAAAGAAGCGCAACCAAGCCAACAACAACAACAACAACAACAACAACACCAAUACUGACGCGCCCCAAGCACAGCAACAACCCCAAACUCAACAACAAACACCACCGGCGCCCGUGCAGUACUACCAAGAGCAGAAGCCCGCACCUCAGCAGCAGGUCCAGCAGAUCCCUCCCCCACAGCAACAGCACACGCAUUACGACCCAAACGCUCCUCAGGCACCCCAGUUCUACGAUCCUAAUGCUCAUACUAGCUAUGCUGCUACGCCCCAACAAGGAGGCUAUGCAGUUCCGCCUCCAGAAAAAACUCCUGCUGCGACCAGCCCGGUGCAGAUGAAUCCCUACUAUGCGGAUAACGGACCAGUUAGUCCCGUGCCACAGUAUUCGCCUGCUGCUUCUCCGCCACCUGUUCCGGCAAAUGUCAACGAGCUACCUACUGGGAGGAUGUGAGAUUUGAGUUGAAAUUUGACAUCACAAGUCUUUUGCAGGCACAUCAGGAUGUUACAUAGAGGAUACUGUUUAUUGGCUAGUGCAGUGGAUUUGCAACGCGCCUCUUAGUGGUGCGGUUCGACGAAGAAAUUCAGAUAUCAUAAUGCGUAUACCCAUAUAUCGA